Messenger RNA from Trichoderma aggressivum f. europaeum, 6786 nucleotides. RefSeq lists its product as uncharacterized. Lineage: Eukaryota; Fungi; Ascomycota; Sordariomycetes; Hypocreales; Hypocreaceae. The transcript has 3 exons. Bases 1 to 6786 code for a protein of 2261 amino acids. The record is from RefSeq and is a predicted model, not a curated record.
AUGGAGGUCGAUAAAGCAGCCGUGCCCCAACUCGCUCAGUCCGAGGUCUCUGAGGUCGACAGGGCAAAGGAAUUCUCAGAUUUUUCCAAUGUCCAGUACUUCGAAAAGAAUGACUCCGAGGUCGGGUCCAAGGUGUCAGUAGACAACAAAGAAAAUGAUGCCCCUCAAGAUUCGGCCGCGGCUGAAGAGCAGCCUGAAGAGGCCGAGGUAGAUGGCGAAGUUGCGGCAGAGCCCACUUCUUCCAAGAACAAGAAGAAAAAGAAGAAGAAGAAGAACAAAAGCGAAAGCCAGAUAACGUCGCCUAUACUGUCCUCCGAAAGCUUUGCAUCCGAAGUCAAGGCUGAGGGGGAAACCGCCGAGACGGCAGAGCAAGACACAACAGUUACCCCUCCUCCGGAGGAGUCAAGCCAGGUAGUCGAAGACGAGGCUAAGAAAGACAAGAAGAAGAAAAAGAAGAAGAAGAAGAACAGCCCCAAGAAUUCGGAGACAGACGUGGCCGAUGAUAGCGCUCUCGAUCCCGCCCAGCCUCCGUCGCCACCAGCCACGGACGAGGGAAGAGGUGAGGAUGAGGCUGCUCCGGCUGUAGAGGAGAAGACUGAAGCCGCAGCCGCAGAGCCUGAGCCUGCUGUCGAAUCCGCAAAGGAAGAGAACGCAGCCGAGCCCGAGCAUUCAGAUGAGACCGUUCCUGUUUCCGAAGAAGUCAAGGCCGAAGCGGAACCCGAAGCUCACCACGAGGAUGCCAAGGUCGCUGAGGAAGGGGCCAAGACUACGGAAGAUCCAGUUGCUGUUCCUGCAGAGCCCGAGCAUGCGGAGCCCGAGCCCGAAACCGCUAAGGAGCCCGAGCACGAGCACGAGCACGAGCAAGAGCAUCAGCAGGAGCACAAGGAGGAACAUGAGCAUGCUCCCCAGGAAACCGAGUCGGCAAAGGAGCCAGAGGUUGUACCUGCUGCUCAUGAGGAUGUUCAUGUUGAAGAAUCUCACGAGCCGGCGGAAACACACGAUGAGAAGCCAGCCGAGGAGCCUACUCACACAGAAGAUACCCAGGCACCAGUGGUAGCCGAAGAGCCCGCCGAGCAUAAGGGGACUGAGACACCAGAGCACAAGGAUGAUGCCCAGGUCUCCGAGCCGGUUGAGGCUGAGAAAGUGGAUGAGGCUCAUGCUGAAGAAGACAAGCCUUCAGAAGAGGUGAAGCCUGCUGAGGAAGUCGCCCCCGCUCACGAAGAGGAGAAGCACUCCGAAGAGGAGAAGCACCCCGAAGAGGUCCCAUCUACCGAAGAGACGAAGCCCACCGAGGAAGAAAAGUCUACUGAGGAAGAUAAGCCCACUGAAGAGGUCAUACCUGCUCACGAAGAGAAGCACGUCGAAGAACAACACUCCGAAGUGCCUGCGACCGAGGAGACAAAACCUGCCGAAGAGGUUGCUCACGUCGAAGAGGAGAAGCACACUGAGGAGGCUACGCCUGCUGAGGAAGAGAAACACUCCGAAGAGGAGAAGCCCUCCGUCGAGGAGCACACCGAGGUUGAGAAAGACACCGCUGAACCUGAGGCCAAGGAAGAGCCUGCUGCCGAGCCUGUCGUCGAUAACCACCCUGAAGAGACCUCUAAGGAGACUGAAGAGCAUGUCACCGAAGCAGCACACGAAGAGCCUGCCAAGGGACAUGAAGAGCAUGCUGAAGUCGCAAAGGACAUCGCUACGGAGGUGAUUCCUGCUCCCGAGGAGAAGGCACCCGAGACUGCGGAGCCCGAACACCACGAGGAGGAAAAGACUCCCGAGCCGCACUCUGAUGCCAAACCCGAUGUUGACGACGUCGUUGCCGAAGAGCAGGCCCCUCUGACCGAAGAGAAGCCUGCUUCUGAUGAGGAGAAACAUGAUGACUCCGAGAAGCACGAAGAGCCUGCUGCUGAACACGAGCAUGUGGCCUCUGAGGUCGAGACCAAAGCCGAAGAAGUCGACGAAACUCCCAAGGAGGAGGCCGUUGAAGAGGCUCCUAAGGAUGUGGCUGAGUCUCAUGAGCCUGUCCACAGCGAGGAGGCUAAACACGACUUGACUGAAGAAGCCGAGCCUGCUCAUGAAGUCGAACAGUCUCACGACACCGAAGCUUCUAAGGAGGAAACUCACGAAGAGCACCGUGCUGUCGAGACCAAGGCGGAGGAGGCAGAGCCUGAGUCUGUGGUCGAGGAUGUCAAGGAGCCUGUCGAGACACACGCCGAGACUGAAGAAGCUUCUCACCAAGAGGCUCCUGUCGAGCAAUCUGUAGUUUCUGAGGAGCAUUCUGUUCCCGCUGAAGCUACUGAGUCGGAAGUCUCCAAGGUCGAAUCCGAGGUUUCUCAUGCCACUCAUUCUGAGGUUGAGGCCAAGCCUGAGACCACUGAAAGCGAAUCUACCCCUGAGGAACACGUUACAGUGGCCGAGACCGAGAGUGAUGUUCAGAAGGAUGUUGCUGAGCCUGAGCCCGCCACCGAAUCCGAGGUCGCCACUGAGUCUGUAGCUGCUACCGAGUCUGAAGUUGCUGCUCACCCCGAGGUUGUUGCCGAGUCUGAGGUCGCUACCGAGUCUGAAGCUGCCACUGAAUCCGAAGUUGCUGCUCACCCCGAAGUUGCUACUGAGUCUGAGGUUGCUACGGACUCCGAGGUCGCUGCUCACACUGAGAUUGUCGCUGAGUCUGAGGUCGCCAAGUCUGAGCCCGUUGCUGCGUCUGAAGUAGCCGCCGAAUCUGAGGUCGCCAAGUCUGAGCCCGUUGCUGAGUCUGAAGUAGCCACCGAAUCUGAGGUUGCCAAGUCUGAGCCCGUUACCGAGUCUGAAAUUGCUGCGGAAUCUGAGGUCGCUGCCCAUCCCGAGGUCGCUACAAAGUCUGAAGUCGCCACCGAAUCCGAGAUCGCCAAGUCUGAGCCUGUUGCAGAGUCUGAAGUAGCCACCGAGUCUGAAAUCGCCAAGUCUGAAGUUGCUGCUCACCCUGAGGUUGUCGCUGAGUCCGAGGUCGCCAAAUCUGAGCCUGUUACCGAGUCCGAAGUAGCCACCGAGUCCGAGGUUGCCAAGUCUGAGCCUGUUGCUGAGUCUGAAGUAGCCGCUGAGUCUGAGGUCGCUAAAUCUGAGGUCGCUGCCCACCCUGAGCCCGCGGCUGAGUCUGAGGUCGCCACAGAAUCUGAGGUCGCCGAGUCUGAGCCUGUUGCUGAGUCUGAAGUAGCCGCUGAGUCUGAGGUCGCCAAGCCUGAGGUUGUUGCUGAAUCCGAGGUUGCGACCGAGUCUGAGGUCUCCAAGCCCGAGGUUGUUGCUGAGUCUGAGGUUGCGACUGAGUCUGAAAUCGCCAAGUCUGAGGUCGCUGAGGAGCACAAGCCGACUGAGACCGUUGUUUCUGAACCUGCCCACGAGGAGGUCGAAGCUAUUGCCCCAGCUGAAGUUGAAAAGACUGCUGACGCCGAGGUCGUCCACGAGGCUGAUAGCAAAGAGCCAUCAGAAAUCCAGGCCACUUCUGAGCUAACGGAAGACUCCAAGGCUCAUGACGAAGAACUUACGAAAGAAAUCCCCAAGGAGGUAGAGGUUGUCGAAGCACCUAUUGCGGUGCCAGCUGAAGCUGAGGAACACUCUACGGCUUCCGUUGAAGAGGUGCCUGCUGAGGUCACCCCCGUCAUCCCGGCGGCUGAAGCCGAGCCUACGCCUGUUGUGGUCGAGAGCGAAAAGGCAAUCGUGCCAGAGCCAGUGGAGGAGGUCGUGCAGCCUGUAGCUGCUGAGGCGGAGGCGCCCAAGAACGUUGAGGAAGAGGAAAUCAAGGACACUGUGGGUCCUAUUUCGGUUGAGAAGAACGUGGUAGAGAAAGUCAGGAAAGGUGAGGAGCAGCAUUCAUUACAUGAUACCCCUGUUGAUAUUUCGGGACGGUUUGGUGACUCCACAUCGGGUGAGGAGUCGAAGGACCACGGCGUUUUGGCGUUGAAAUCGGAAGACAUUUCGGAGAUUCAGAGUCGGUCCUUGGGAGAGGAGGAGAAAGACGAUGCCAAGACAGACGAUCUUGAAGGGGCUGAGACACCAGCAGUCGAAGUGCCUGCUGUUUCUACCAAACCUGAUGUGGAGGCCGUCUCUGAGCCGCUGCCUUCUCAAGAAAAGGAAGAUGCUGAGAAGACUUUGGCGCCAACCGUGCCAGAGGAGUCAGACAAGAUUGCUCUCAUCGCUGGGGCUGCCGCGGUUACCACAGCUGCUACUGCUGCUGUGGCGACUGCUGCUGUCAUUCACCAAGAGUCUGACGACUCGAAGCGUGAUAUCUCGGCCGCAACUGAAGAAGGUGGGCUAAAGGGAGCCGCUCCGGAGCCAGUUGCUCCCGCAGCGCCCGAAACCGAGGUGACUAAACGUGAUGUGGAAGACAAAACCCCUAAACAAGAAGAAGCAGAGAGAGAGAUUGUCCUCCCCGCGGAGGUUACGAAGCCCGUUGAGGAGCCCGUUGCAGCCCGAGAAGCUGAGCCGACGGUUGUUGCCGAGACAGCUGAGCCUUCAACGUCCAAGGUGCCAGUUGAUGCGAAGGACACUGUGCCGACUCCCCAGGAAAUCCCAUCACAUCAACCACCCAGCGGAGAGUCAACAACCUCGAAGACAGUGACAGCAAUAGAACUCGAUCAGGCAAGUAAAGAGAUCACGAAAAGGGCGAAGCCUAUUCAAGAGAACAAAAACUUACAGGAUGUAGCCCAAGUCGACUAUUCUGGAGGCACUGACAGCCUGGCUUUUGGCGCCGUUCGCAUGGCUGACCCAACUCUUUGGAAAGAAGAAGGCGGACGAUUAAACGCAUUCACCACGCCCGGAUUGAGCCGUAGCAUCGAUAGGGAAGUGUUCGAUGGACCUCGGUUUGCUGCAAAAGGUGGAGUGGUCGCUCAAUCCGACGAUGGAUUCCAGGCAGGGGCUGUGAUGAAGAGAGAGAUGAUGCCAUUCCGUGGAUUGGAUCGAAACGCGGUCCCUUUAGAAGUCGCUGCCGCAACAAGCCAUUAUGUUGCCCCUUUACGAUACCCUGCUCUUAACGCCGACGGUCACUACUCCUCGAGGUGGGCGAGCAUGGCCUCCCCAGGCCCCUUGGUUUCUCCCUUUGAAUAUGAAGAAAUGGUUCAAGAUACUCCGCCUCCGCUGUCUCUUUCCGUGUUAUUGGAUGAUGAGUUCAGAGUGCCGACUCCCGCCGUUGUGGUUCCUGAAAGGGCGACGUCUGACAGGCUGAGGACUCGACUGCUGCGUCAUAAGCAGAAGAUUCUCCUUCAAGAUGCCGAUGACGCAGCCGCAGCUGCCGUGGUCACUAACACCAUCGCAGAGGCACCUAGGCCUGUCGCCCGUCUUUCGCUCACUGGCCUCCGCAACGGCGGGGACCUUCCUCAUCUGGACCACCAUCAGAUGAAGUUGGAAUCGGAGGAACUUCAGUCUCUAGCCGUCCCUACUACACGCAGGAGUAUUAGUGAUGAUGAGGAAGAUCUUCGUAAAUCCAUUGCUGACAUUUUCACAGAGGAAUAUAGAUCUAAGGAGCAUAUUUCGUCGAGUAGUGACCGGGAACGACACCGCAAGUAUCGCCACUCUCGCCACUCUUCCCAUUCCAGCAGGAAUCGUGGUGAGGAAGAGGUCAGAGAAUACAGAGAGCAUAGAGAGAACAGAGAGAGCAAACAUCGCUCAUACGAAUCCCAAGGGUCAAACUACCGCCGCUCUAUUCCUGACAGUGGUAGUUCCCGUCCUGGUUCUGGGUCGUCCAAGUUUGACACGCCACCACGAACUCCUCGGCGGCGCCAUAGCGGCGUUGUAGGCGAGGUUCCUGUGUCGUCCAGCCGGAGAUACAGAACUCCAGAAGAGCAGGAGGCUCAUGAGCAACGCAGAGCUCAACGCCGUGCUGCCCGAGAGGCCGAGCGGAUCGACAAGCAAGAAGCGCCCGAGGGGGUCAACGAGGGGUACGAAGGGUACGAAGGACACGAGCGGUAUGAGCAGCCUCAGCGCUACGAUGAGCGUCGUGAAAGACGUGAGCACAACGAACAACGUGAGCAUCGUGAACGCAUUGAACGCUCUGACCGCCGUGACCGUCAUGAACGUCCCGAACGCACUCAGCGCCCUGAGCGGUUUGAUCGGCCCGAGCGGUUUGAACAGCCUGAACCGCUCAUCGACCGCGAGGUACUGGACGAAGGCUAUGGCCGACCUGAGAAAUAUGAUCGACGUGAUCGACAUGAACGGCGCGAGCGCCGCGAACGUCGUGAGCGCCGUGAGCUCUACGAAAAGAACCUGGACCCUCAGCCUGAACCCUUCCCGGCUGUUGAUGAUAUCCAAAAUCCCGCACCACCUCCGGCCCCUAUCCCCGCUCCCCCAGAGCGCAAGGGUAAAGAGGUAGGCUUCGACUUGCCACCUGAAGAGAUCAAGCGCCAUCGUGGUCGCUCGUUCCGCCAACGUUCAGGCAACUCCGGCUUUGACUACGCACGGCAGUCACAGUCUCCCGAGAAGAGAUUUUUCGAAAUGAAAAAUGCCGAGGGGGUGCUUCGCAAGUCGCCACCUCCCGAUAAAUUCAUCUACGUGCCAGCUCGCGAUUCUUCUCUUCCCGAGGAGAUGCGGCCCAGAACACGCGACCGGGACGUUCCCCGGACCCGUGAUCGCCGGCUAUCUGAGGUCACGUAUGACCGACCUCGCGGGGGUCAUUUCGGAGACUCUCCUAGGCAAUCGGCGCCGCUCGACGAGGGCGACGAUUCUGCUCGGCGAGCCCGUCAUGAACGUAGACGGAUGAGGGAGGCUAGGGAGCAGGAGAAGAAGUCGGGAGGACUCAAGGGGGUGUUCAAGAGACUGUUUAAUUGA